This is a messenger RNA of Arabidopsis arenosa, 2759 nucleotides long. The record is from the annotation of a GenBank genome assembly. NCBI's taxonomy places the organism in Eukaryota, Viridiplantae, Streptophyta, Magnoliopsida, Brassicales, Brassicaceae.
AAAUAAGUCUCUGAGGUUUUACGAAGCUUCUCGUUGUUCAUUGUCGCUUUGGUCUGCUGAAAAUCGGUAACCAUACUUGGUUCCUCUUUCGAUUUAUCAUUGUGAAUUCACUAGACGAUUAGGGUUACGAUCAUCUACUCCUUCCUUUUUAAUUCCCUUUUCGUUUAUGCGAAAUCAUCAGACGAUUAGAAUCGAUUAUCCUACUCUCGUUGCAACGGUGGAGGAACUCCUGAAAGAUCAUCAGGAUCUGCUUCUUCGUUUCAAUGCCUUCUUUGCAGUUGAGCCUAAGAAAACAAUUCCUCCUGAGGCUAACAAAGGAGAUAGUAAAGGAAGUGUCUGUGCAAGGGUAAAGAGAGUCCUGAAAGGCCACCCGAAUCUGCUUCGUGGUUUCAGGGUCUUCGUUCCAGCUAGGUCUACGAUAACCAUCGCUUCUACCAAAGCUGAGCAACGAGCUGCGUCUGAUAAUAACAAAAGAAUACGUGUAGCAAAUUUCAUCACCAAGCUUAAGGCAAGGUUCCAGGGGGAUGAUCGUCAUGUAUAUGAGUCAUUUCUCGAGAUAUUGACAAUGUACCAAGAAGGAAACAAGUCCGUGAAUGACUUGUACCAGGAGGUGAUUGCACUUCUUCAGGGUCAUGAAGAUUUAGUCAUGGAGUUUGAAGACGUUUUAAAAAAACCUACUGAUCCAUCAGGAGUUGAUAACGGUAGUGUCAUUGCAAGAAUGACUGAACUCAUUAGAGGGUACCCGAAGCUGCUUCGUGGUUCAAGAGUCUUCUUGCCCGAGGCUGAGAUAACCAUCCCUCCCAAGGCUGAGCAACGCCCUGAGUCUGAUGGUGAUCAAAAGAAAUGUGCUGAUUUAGAGAAUCAUAUGAACAAGCUUGAGACAAGGCUUGAUACUCUUGUAUUUCCGACAAUGACUGAAAAGACUUAUGAGGGAAAGAAGUCGAUAAAGGAGCUGCACGAGGAGGUAGUCUUUUUAUCCGAGGAUAAGAUAACCAUCCCACCCAAGGCUGAUAGAACCAUCCCCUCCGAGGCUAACAAAACCAUCCCUCCUGAGGCGAACAAAGGAGUCGAUAAAGACAGUGUCAUUGCAAGGGUGGAGGAACUCACGAAAGAUCACCGGGAUCUGCUUCUUGGUUUAAGUGCCUUCCUGCCUGCGGCUACAAAAACAAUUCCUCACAAGGCUGAUGAGCUAACCAGCCUUCCUGAGGCUAACAGAGCCACCCCUCCCAAGGCUAGCAGAACCAUCCCUCUGAAGUUUAAGAUAACCAUUCCACCAAAGGCUAGAAGAACCAUCCCUUCUGAGGCUGAGAAACCUACACACUCUGAUGAAUUGAAUUUUAUGAACAAGCUUAAGACAAGGUUUCAGAGAAUUGAUAAUCAUGUAGUUGGGUCAUUUCGCUCGAUAAUGAAAAUGUAUGAAGAAGGAAAGAAGUCAGUAAAGGAUGUGCACGAGGAGGUCUAUGAUCUUCUCUAUUACCAUGAAGAUUUGAUAGAGGACUUCACCAGAAUCUUUCCUAAACUCGGAUCCUUUCGCAUCAACAUCUCUACUAGUACUACAUCAGUAGAUAGUAUGAGACUAAAAAUCGAUGAAGCUAAUGGCAGUGCAAUGAUGGCUGAAAUCAUUAAAGGGCACCCAAAUCUGCUUCUUCGUUUAGGUGUCUUCUUUCCCAAGUAUUCUGUGAACAAGCAUAAGGGUAAGAGAACCAUCCCUCCAGAUGAUGAGCAUGGUGGUAGUGCUGAGUCUAGUACUAACAAAAAAAACCGUGCUGCCAAUUUUAUGGAGAAUCUUGAGGCAAGGUUUCAGGGUGAUGGUGGUCAUGUAGUUAACUCAGUUCUCCAGAUAAUUAGGAUGUACACUAUUGAGGGAAACAAGUCCAAAAAUGAGGCGUAUCAUGAGGUCGUUGCACUUCUUCAUGGUCAUGUAGAUUUAAUCAUGGAGUUUGGCGAAUAUUUCAGUGAUAUACUGUCUCAGCCUAAAUAUGAUAAACUGUCUACGAUAACCAUCACUUCCCCCAAAGCUGAGCAACGGGCUGCAUCUGAUAAUAACAAAAGAAUACGUGUAGCAAAUUUCAUCACCAAGCUUAAGGCAAGGUUCCAGGGGGAUGAUCGUCAUGUAUAUGAGUCAUUUCUCGAGAUAUUGACAAUGUACCAAGAAGGAAACAAGUCCGUGACUGACUUGUACCAGGAGGUGAUUGCACUUCUUCAGGGUCAUGAAGAUUUAGUCAUGGAGUUUGCAGACGUUUUAAAAAAACCCACUGAUCCAUCAGGGUCAAAAUCUAAUGCCAAUUUUAUGGAGAAUCUUGAGGCAAGGUUUCAGGGUGAUGGUGGUCAUGUAGUUAAAUCAGUUCUCCAGAUAUUGAGGAUGUACACUAUUGAGGGAAACAAGUCCAAAAAUGAGGCGUAUCAUGAGUGUUCCGAAACCGAUAUUGAAGAAGAACCAUGGAGCUUACAACUACAAGGGAAAUGGAGGUGUAAUUAGGGUGAGCUCAUUUCUUGAUAUGGUUCCUUCGGGGGAUUUGUUUGGUUUAGGUUCGAUAAAUUUUGAUGGUGGAAGAAAGAAGAACAAGAUAAGAUCAAUGUUUUUUUAUUGGUAAGAAUGACAUUUUGUGGAGUUCAGUGAGUUUUAAUGUUUUAAUCUCUUCUCUGUUUCCUUAACUUUUGUAUUUCAGAAUAAGUAUGCGAUAUUGCGAUGUAUCAUUUCUCUUAAUUAAUACAUGAAGGAUUGUUUAUGAACGUCUCAAUAAAUCGUUUUCUUUAUU